This is a messenger RNA of Oryzias latipes (Japanese medaka), 1261 nucleotides long. RefSeq names its product pre-mRNA processing factor 38A (gene prpf38a). The record is from RefSeq and is a predicted model, not a curated record. NCBI's taxonomy places the organism in Eukaryota, Metazoa, Chordata, Actinopteri, Beloniformes, Adrianichthyidae.
GUAUCUGUUUCCGGGUCAGGUUUCCUCCAAGCUUUUUUUUAUUUGUUCAUGCUAGAAAGUUAGCCUGGUUUUGUUGCAAUGGCGAACAGAACCGUCAAAGAUGCCAACAGUAUACACGGAACCAACCCGCAAUAUCUGGUGGAGAAAAUCAUCCGGACGCGAAUUUACGAAUCCAAAUACUGGAAGGAAGAGUGCUUUGGUCUCACCGCCGAGCUGGUGGUCGACAAAGCCAUGGAGUUGAAGUUUGUCGGAGGAGUUUAUGGCGGAAACAUAAAGCCGACCCCCUUCCUCUGCCUCACGCUGAAAAUGCUUCAGAUUCAGCCUGAAAAGGACAUCAUCGUGGAGUUCAUCAAAAAUGAAGAUUUUAAAUAUGUCCGUCUUCUUGGAGCCAUGUACAUGCGGUUGACCGGCACCGCCGUGGACUGCUACAAAUACCUGGAACCGCUGUACAAUGACUACAGAAAGAUUAAGACCCAGAACAGAAAUGGAGAGUUUGAGCUGAUGCACGUCGACGAGUUCAUAGAUGAACUUCUUCACGCAGAGAGAGUGUGUGACAUCAUCCUUCCUCGACUUCAGAGGAGGCAGGUCCUGGAGGAGGCAGAGAUGCUGGACCCUCGGGUCAGCGCUUUGGAGGAAGACCUGGAUGAAGUGGAAAGCAGUGAGGAAGAAGAUGAGGAGGACGAAAAGCCAGAGCGACUGCACUCCCCCGAACCUCACAGGCGGAGUUACCGUGACAACGACAGACCUCGCCGCUCACCGUCGCCACGUUACAGACGCAGCCGCUCACCCAGACGGCGAAGCAGAUCUCCAAAGAGACGAAGCCCGUCACCUCGGAGAGACCGCCAUCGCAGCAAAAGUCCACGUCGACAUCGCAGCCGGUCCAGAGACAGACGCCACCGCUCCAAAUCUCCCGGUCAUCACCGGAGCCACAAACACCGUCCCCACAGCAAGUCUCCUGAGAGGAGUUCAAAAAAGAGCCACAAGAAGAGUCGAAGAGGAAACAACUGAAUUCCUUUUUUGUUUUUUUUUUUAUCCUUUAAACUUCUCAACUGUCCUCUUAAAUCUGCUCUAAAGUUUGGUUCAGCUGAGAUUUUAGACCCCAGACAUGUGACACAUUUACCGCUUUCUGUUGUGACAGUAAAUAAAAGCUUAUAAUAAAUUUCGGAGAAGUCAUUUAUGUAAUUGAAUUCCGCUGUAUUGAACUCUUUGUUCAUAUGUUUGUUUUUCAAUUAAAGAUCUCCAUUUUGUCGGUUUACACUCU